AUGGAGCUUCGCACUCCGCGGCAGCCACCCAGCGGCUGUAUCACCACUCCACAGCGCCGCAGCCCGCCCUGCACACCGACGAAGCCGCUGUGGCUGCAACGCUGCGAGGAUGCCUGCGUCCAGUGCCAAUAUCCUUGCAGCUUUGCUUUGGACCAGUCUUCCAAACGUGAGGACCGCUUAGCCCUGGCCUCCUUUGGCGCCGCUUUCUUCGUGGCCGUCUUCGAUGGCCACCGUGGCGCUGAGGUCGCCGCCCUGGCGGCGCAGGCGGCGCCGCAGUGCUGGCGCCAGCGCCGCCACGCGGCGCCGGAGGCGCUGGUGGAGGUACUGCGAAAAUGCCAAGACAUGGCAAGGCAAGAGAGGCUGCAGGGUGGCAGCACCGCUGUGUUGAUGGCCACAGAUGGUCAGCAGCUGUGCUGCUGCAGUGUCGGUGACUCGCGCGCCGUGGCACGCGUGGCGGCUGCACCCAGCGGAACGCUGCGGUUGACGCGGGAGCACAGCUGCCGAGUGCCCGAGGAGGUGGAGCGCAUAGCAGCUGCUGGGGGCUGUAUAUCCUUUGGUCGCGUGGGAGGCGUGCUGCCCAUGACACGCGGCUUGGGGAACUUUGAUUUGGAGGCUGCAGGAUUCGCCUGCAUCCCAGAUGUGAUGACCUUACCCCUAAUGGAGGUGAGUUUCGUGGUGGUGGCCUCUGAUGGCUUAUGGGAUGUGAUCAGCGAUGAGGAGUGCUGCGCUCUGGUCUCCCGUGGCUGCACGGCAGACGGCCUGGUCCGGGAGGCGCGUCAGCGCGGCAGCAGCGACGACGUGGCGGUGGUGGUGACCCACUUUCCACCCCUCAGUGCGGCCGGAGCCUAG
This is a messenger RNA of Cladocopium goreaui, 849 nucleotides long. NCBI's taxonomy places the organism in Eukaryota, Dinophyceae, Suessiales, Symbiodiniaceae. The record is from the annotation of a GenBank genome assembly.